Molecule: messenger RNA, 1347 nt
Organism: Phoenix dactylifera (date palm)
Lineage: Eukaryota; Viridiplantae; Streptophyta; Magnoliopsida; Arecales; Arecaceae
Source: the annotation of a RefSeq genome assembly
AUGAUUUUAAAAUCUUUUCUACUAGGUAAUCUAUUAUCCUUAUGCAUGAAGAUAAUAAAUUCGGUCGUUGUGGUCGGACUCUAUUAUGGAUUUCUGACCACAUUCUCCAUAGGGCCCUCUUCUCUCUUCCUUCUCCGAGCUCGGGUUAUGGAAGAAGGAACCGAGAAGGAGGUAUCAGCAACAACUGGUUUUAUUACGGGACAGCUCAUGAUGUUCAUAUCGAUCUAUUAUGCGCCUCUGCAUCUAGCAUUGGGUAGACCUCAUACAAUAACUGUCCUAGUUCUACCGUAUCUUUUGUUUCAUUUCUUCUGGAACAAUCACAAAAACUUUUUUUAUUAUGGAUCUACUACCAGAAAUUCAAUGCGUAAUCUCAGCAUUCAAUGUGUAUUCCUGAAUAAUCUAAUUUUUCAAUUAUUCAACCAUUUCAUUUUACCAAGUUCAACGUUAGCCAGAUUAGUCAACAUUUAUAUGUUUCGAUGCAACAACAAGAUGUUAUUUGUAACAAGUAGUUUUGUUGGUUGGUUAAUUGGUCACAUUUUAUUCAUGAAAUGGGUUGGAUUGGUAUUAUUCUGGAUACGGCAAAAUCAUUCUAUUCGAUCUAAUAAGUACCUUGUGUCAGAAUUGAGAAAUUCUAUGGCUCGAAUCUUUAGUAUUCUCUUAUUUAUCACCUGUGUCUACUAUUUAGGCAGAAUGCCGUCGCCUAUUGUCACUAAGAAACUGAAAGAAACCUCAGAAAUGGAAGAAAGGGGAGAAAGUGAGGAAGAAAGCGAUGUAGAAACAACUUCCGAAACGAAGGAGACUAAACAGGAACAAGAGGGAUCCGCCGAAGAAGACCCUUCCCUUUGUUCGGAAGAACAGGAAGAUCCGGAAAAAAUAGAUGAAACGGAAGAGAUCCGAGUGAAUGGAAAGGAAAAAACAAAGGGGGAAUUCCACUUUCACUUUAAAGAGACAUGCUAUAAAGAUAGCCCAGUUUACGAAGAUUCUUAUCUUGAUAGGUAUCAAGAUAAUUGGGAAUUGGGAAGACUUAAAGAAGAGAAAAAUGAAAAGACUUAUUUCUGGUUUGAAAAACCUCUUGUAACUUUUCUUUUCGAUUAUAAACGAUGGAAUUGUCCAUUGCGAUAUAUAAAAAAUGAUCGGUUUGAAAAUGCUGUACGAAAUGAAAUGUCACAAUAUUUUUUUUAUACAUGUCCAAGUAAUGGGAAAAAAAAAAUAUCUUUUACAUAUCCACCUAGUUUAUCGACUUUUUCGGAAAUGAUAGAACGAAAAAUGUCUUUGUACACGACAAAAAAAUUAUCCCAUGAAGACCUGUAUAAUUAUUGGGUUUAUACCAAUGAACAAAAAAAAUAA